Molecule: messenger RNA, 2388 nt
Organism: Phoenix dactylifera (date palm)
Lineage: Eukaryota; Viridiplantae; Streptophyta; Magnoliopsida; Arecales; Arecaceae
Source: RefSeq, a predicted model, not a curated record
GGUUGGAAGGAGGUGGUCUUGGAUAAGGGAAGGGCCGACUCCACUUGGAAGAGCAAUGGAGUUGGGGAGUUCUUCUAUGGAGAGAGGGGAGAGAACGCCUUUGCUAAGUAAGAGCUAUUCAUCAAGGCAUUGUGAAGAUGACACAUCACUGGAAGUACGUGAAGGGCCUCAGUUACAGGACAAACCUAGUGACUGGAAAGCACCAAAAAUUAUUCUGGGUGAGGUUUAAUCUAUUCCCAUAUCAUAUAGGUUGUUCAAGAUAACUUUCAAAGAUUUACUAAUAUGGCCACUGUAUGGUACAAGGCAUGUUCUUGCAGAAUAUGAGCAAAAAUGCUGCAAGUGUUCAGAGUUUUAACUAGUUUUGGAGGUAUCAGGAAUUUUCUAGGCCUAGUUUGGUAUGACAUUGAUACUAACGGAAAACAUAAGAUCAAACUGAGAUUCUCAUGGUUUUUUUUUUUGUUUUGUUUUUUUUUAAUUUGGUUGGUUAUGUACAAGCUUAAUUUUUCCUGUACUAAAACAAUCUUUUUUGAGUACACAGCAUAUGACUUAAAUUUCCUUGUUCUUCUAGGAUUUGAAUGCUUGGAGAGUACAGCUUUCAAUGGCAUCGCUACAAACUUAGUUGUAUAUCUACGCAAUGUCCUCCAUGGAAGCAAUGCUUCUAAUGCUGCAAAUGCUGCUACUUGGAGUGGAACAAGCUAUUUUAUACCACUGGUUGGAGCUCUUAUAGCUGAUACAUAUUGGGGGAAUUACAAGACAAUACUCAUCUCCCUCACAAUAUAUCUCGUGGGGAUGAUUACCAUCACUGUCUCGGCUUUUGCUCCGUCUUUAAAGCCUCCUCCAUGUGAAGGAAGCUCAUGUCAGCCAGCAACUAGAGCUCAGAAUCUCAUGUUCUUUUCUGGGCUGUAUCUCAUUGCUUUUGGGAGUGGAGGAGUCAGGUCGGCAUUGCUUCCUUUUGGUGCAGAUCAAUUCAGUGAUGAGAACCCGGUCGAGAGAGAAAAGAAGCGUGCUUUCUUCAGUUGGUUUUAUGUUACUAUCACCUUCGGACUGCUUACUUCGGGCACUUUGAUAGUCUAUAUACAGGAAAAUGUAGAUUGGGCACUUGGGUUUGGCAUUGCAACAUUGUGCAUAGCUUUGGCCUUUGGAGGCUAUUUGUUAGGAACACCAAUUUAUCGGCUGCGGAUGCCAAGUGGGAGUCCUCUGAAGAGUGUUUUUCAGGUAUUGGUUGCCUCUUGUAGGAAGAUGAGCUUGGAAGUACCCACAGACUGCACUCUAUUGCAUGAGGUGAAUGACAAGAACUCGGAUAAUUUGGGACAAGAGAGAUUGAUGCAUACUGAAGAAUUCAGGUUUUUGGACAAAGCUGCUAUUAUCUUGUAUUCAGACCUAAAAGAUAAUGAUCCUCAAAGUUCAUGGAAACUUUGUACAAUAACUCAAGUGGAAGAAUUGAAGAUACUUCUGCGCCUGCUGCCAAUAUGGGUGACUGGCAUCCUCUACUGCACUGCAUAUUCUCAGAUGAAUACCACUUUCAUCCAACAAGGCAGUGCGAUGAACACGAAGAUCGGGUCCAUUUCUAUCCCUCCUGCAUCCUUGUGUUCUUUUGAAGUGAUAUGUAUCAUGGCUUGGGUCCUUUUUUACAAUAAAAUCAUAGUUCCCAUAACUAGAAGCUACAUUGGGAACGGAAGGGGACUUUCACAACUGCAGAGGAUGGGAAUUGGCCGGUUUUUGAUGAUCCUAGCAAUGGCAACAGCAGCAUUUGUGGAGGCGAGGAGAUUGGAGAGGGGCAAGGCUGGUGAAUAUAUAAGUAUCGCAUGGCAACUUCCCCUGUAUUUUAUUAUAGCAGGCUCAGAGGUCUUCAGUCUCAUUACCCAGCUUGAAUUCUUCUAUGGCCAGGCACCUGAUACAAUGAAGAGCAUGUGCACAGCAAUUGCAUUGCUCACCAUCUCCUUUGGCAAUUACUUGAGCUCUCUUAUUGUCACACUUGUUGAUCUUGCCACGACAAGAGGAGGGAGUCCGGGGUGGAUAUCGGAGGAUUUGAACAGUGGGCACCUCGAUUAUUACUUCUUGGCAUUGACAGGCCUGUCUGCAUUGAAUUUUGCUGCUUAUCUAUCUUUCGCAAGGAAUUAUACACUGAAGAAAACAUUUUAGAUAACUGAAGUUGGAUUUACAAAGCUAAUUAAAAACAACAGUUGUUUCUUGUGUUAUGUGGAAAAUUACAAUAAACUAGAUGCCUUUUCACAACUGCGCCUGUUAUACAAAUGCAGCAUGCUGUGGAAAAAACAGAUCUUUUUACCAAUAAUAGUGGAUAUGAUAGAAUUGAAUCAUUGUAAUUGGAUUGUACAUUGUAAGAGAUUGAUAAUAUUUUGAAAAAUCAAAUAUUUAUGUUAAUACUCU